Zophobas morio is the source of this 1283-nucleotide messenger RNA. It is a transcript of the gene Eb1, whose product is annotated as microtubule-associated protein RP/EB family member 1. Gene Ontology annotation, molecular function: microtubule plus-end binding. The transcript has 7 exons. Lineage: Eukaryota; Metazoa; Arthropoda; Insecta; Coleoptera; Tenebrionidae. The record is from RefSeq and is a predicted model, not a curated record. The coding region runs from base 24 to 1007 and encodes 327 amino acids. Gene Ontology annotation, cellular component: spindle midzone; microtubule organizing center; microtubule plus-end. Gene Ontology annotation, biological process: regulation of microtubule polymerization or depolymerization; protein localization to microtubule; spindle assembly.
UUAUUAAGUUUGGAAUAUGGUGAAUGGCCGGUAGGCCGGUGUUAAAUUCUCUGCUAAAUUUCCAACCACUCCCGAUCAGAGACAUUAAAUUAAUAAUUCACAGAAUCGACGCGUUGGUUAAGCUUUACACAUUUCACAAUAACGGAACAACAUCCCGUGUAAAAACCGAAAUGGCGGUGAAUGUCUAUUCGACGAACGUUACUUCAGAUAACUUAUCCCGACAUGAUAUGCUAGCCUGGGUCAAUGAAUGCUUGCAAAGUAAUUUUGCCAAAAUUGAAGAACUAUGUACAGGCGCUGCGUAUUGUCAAUUCAUGGACAUGUUAUUCCCUGGUUCGGUUCAGCUUAAGAGGGUGAAAUUCCGUACAAACUUAGAACAUGAGUACAUACAGAAUUUUAAAAUUUUACAAGCUGGAUUUAAGAAGAUGGGUGUAGAUAAGAUAGUCCCCAUUGACAAAUUGGUGAAAGGACGGUUCCAAGACAACUUUGAAUUUUUGCAAUGGUUCAAAAAAUUCUUCGAUGCUAACUAUAGGGGUAACGAAUACGACGCUCUGUCGUGUCGGAACGGCGAAGUUAUGGGAGGGGGCGGCAUUAACGCUCCAAGAAGUACCAACUCAUUGGUGGCGAGAAGAGCAGUUCCGACUUCGCCAGCCAAAACGGCACCGGCGAAACCAAUCGGCCGAGCGAGUAUGUCAUUUAUUUAUGUUUUAGUGCCCAAAGUCAACACCGUUCGACCCAUCACUAAAAAUCCUCAAAACAAAGGAGGAGAUGCAGGUAGACUAGACGAAUUGACCAAUCAGAUCGCAGAGUUUAAGAUCACAAUCGACGGCUUGGAAAAGGAGCGAGACUUUUACUUUGGAAAAUUACGAGACAUCGAAGUGAUGUGUCAAGAAGCGGAAGAGGCGCAGAAUCCGUUAAUUCAAAAAAUCUUAGACGUUCUGUAUGCUACAGAGGAGGGUUUUGCACCACCAGAUGAAGUGGAAGCUGGAGGAGACGAGGAUGAAUAUUAGCAUAAAUCAUGCCUUUUAUAUGUUUAAAAAAAAUUUUGCAAUGUUUUAAAUAAUGCGGAUUUAAUAAUGCAACUUUAUGUAAGUUUUUCUGUUUAAUUUAAGAUAAUACUUCUUUUUAUAUGAGUGUUGCUGCUUACGUGUGUGCGUUGGUCUCAUACUAGUAAGUUGUUGAUAAUUGUCUCUAUUUAUGUUCGCCAUUUAACGCCGUUAUAAUAUUUAAGUUAAAUGGAUAACAUGUUUGCAAAAUUAUUGUCACAUAAAUCUCGGUUUAUUUAA